GACGAAAUUUUAAUCAAAAUAGAAGCAGCAAACAUCAAAAGAGAAGACAGAGAAUAUUAGGAAAGCUUCACUAACAAGAGAAGGUCCCCCAAGUCCCUGAAGGGGCAGAAAAGAACUAUCUAUCCACCGAGGAGGAGUAAACCACCGUUAGGCUAGUAAACAGAAGAGUGUCUAUGAGCCGAAUUAGCACUUACCAAGAGAACCACUGCGGAGGGACACAAAAUGAAGAAAAGGAGGAGAGGGGAAUACAAAUAAAGAGGAGAGGAGUCUCAUUCGCUGGCUGCGGGUUCAUGGGGAUGUAUCACGCUGGAGUGGGCCAAGCAAUCCAAGACCACUGUCCUCAAUACUUCAACAACCUUGACAACAUGUAUGGAGCCAGUGCUGGCUCCAUUGUGGCUGUCUUUGGCUCCUGUGGUAUCCCAGCUAGAGAAGGAUACAAGUUUAUUAAGGAGCUUUACGACAAAGCUCACUCAAAUUCAUGGCUUGGACGACUUUCCUGUCUUCAUCCAAGAUUCGAUUUGAUAAAGAAUGUUAGAGAGUUUCUAGAGAGAGUUCUACCCUCUGAUGCACACAGACGGUGUAGAGGGAGAGUGGGUGUGUCUCUCACAAUUGUACCUUCGCUCAAGAACUGGAUUGUAUCCGAUUUCAAUACCAGAGCCGAAUUGAUACAAGCUGUUAUCUGUAGCUGUUUCAUUCCUUUCUAUUGUGGAGUAAAGCUGCCAAAAUUCAGAGGAAAAUAUUGUUGUGAUGGAGGCGUUUCUUGCAACAUGCCAUACAGCUCUGACCCACAAGUCAUCACUGUAUCUCCUUUUAGUGGAGAGUGUGACAUCUGCCCCUCCAGUAACAAUGAGUCUUACUAUCAGACGUACUUAAUGAAACAAACGGUUCACAUCAGUGUUGAUAACAUAUACAGAGGGAUAAGUGCCCUCAUCUUCUUGCCAUGGGCUGAGAUGGAGGGCCUUUUCCAGCAGGGGUAUGAUGACACACUCUGUUUUUUAAAGAAGGAAGGUGUUAAAACAAUAGUCCCUCCCCCUCUUCUCGAGACGGCAGCUGGUGACUCACUAUCAAUUGAUGAAGCCACUAGUGAUUAUUAUUCUCUUCAACCCACACCAAACCAUUCAAGACAUUCCUCGUCAGUAACUGAACUCUCCAGUCCUCCUCCUACCUCUCCCUCUUCCUUCGUUUGGUCUUUCUCAUUAUAUUCAUCAGGACUCUAUACUCACUCACCUCAGGUUCUACUGAGUGUGGGUAAAGAGGUGUGGUCAAGGCUUGGUACUCGCUGGAAAAGGUUUCUUCACAAAUUAUCAAUGAAUUCUACAGCUGGUACUGUGUAUCAACAUGACAAUGGGGGACACUUCUUUUUAUCUUCACCGCCACAAAUUAUAAUUUCCUGACAUCAAGAGGAAUAUUAAAUGCUGUGUUAUAUUUAAUUGUUGCUUGUUCAUGAAUUGUUUAUUUAUUAUGAAUUAU
This is a messenger RNA of Amphimedon queenslandica, 1470 nucleotides long. RefSeq names its product patatin-like phospholipase domain-containing protein 2. Gene Ontology annotation, molecular function: triacylglycerol lipase activity. Lineage: Eukaryota; Metazoa; Porifera; Demospongiae; Haplosclerida; Niphatidae. Bases 174 to 1394 code for a protein of 406 amino acids. Gene Ontology annotation, cellular component: cytoplasm; lipid droplet; membrane. The record is from RefSeq and is a predicted model, not a curated record. The transcript has 5 exons. Gene Ontology annotation, biological process: triglyceride catabolic process; lipid homeostasis.